GUCGGAUUCACUGGCACUCACAAGUGUAGCUGAACGCCUCGACUGUUUGAUCUGAAUGCAGGGCUUGCCCAUCGUCAAGCAGCAAAUAACUCGAUCCGAUGGACCCUGUCCGCACGUCCCCCCUUCCUUCCGAGUGUAUGUCUCCUCGACCCCCUCAACCACCACACAACCGCAUAUCUCACGAGGACGAGAGCGCAGGCCAGAGUGGCGAGCAAUCCCAGCCGCAACCAGUGCCAGCACAACAUGGCACGCCACACCACAGUUUCAGCGUGGACCCGGCCUUCCCACGCCUGACCGAGACAGCCGUCGAAUCAUCGCCGUCCGCUGACAGGCGGUCGGACGAAGGCGAGCAGAAGAUGACGUACGCGCAACUCAUCUACAUCGCACUUCACAGCACAGAAAAAAAGGCGAUGAGGCUAGGCGAACUCUACCACUGGUUUGAGCAAAACACCAGGAGAGCCAACAGGGGAGGCGAAGGAUGGAAAAACAGCGUUCGUUCGAACCUGAGCGUAAACAAGGUACGCUAGCGAGUUGCGCCAGCGUUGUGACGGUCUAGUUUUUCCUGCUAAGUCGUAAUCUGUGUUGCACAGGCCUUCCAACGAGUGGAACGGAAAGGCUCCCUCUGGCAGCUCGCGGAGGCAGGGUUGACGGA
This is a messenger RNA of Colletotrichum godetiae, 652 nucleotides long. RefSeq lists its product as uncharacterized. The transcript has a single exon. NCBI's taxonomy places the organism in Eukaryota, Fungi, Ascomycota, Sordariomycetes, Glomerellales, Glomerellaceae. Gene Ontology annotation, cellular component: nucleus. Gene Ontology annotation, biological process: regulation of transcription by RNA polymerase II. Gene Ontology annotation, molecular function: RNA polymerase II cis-regulatory region sequence-specific DNA binding; DNA-binding transcription factor activity, RNA polymerase II-specific. Bases 99 to 527 code for a protein of 142 amino acids. The record is from RefSeq and is a predicted model, not a curated record.